Xyrauchen texanus (razorback sucker) is the source of this 4828-nucleotide messenger RNA. Its product is annotated as tight junction protein ZO-2-like. The record is from RefSeq and is a predicted model, not a curated record. Gene Ontology annotation, biological process: cell-cell junction organization; cell-cell adhesion; protein localization to cell-cell junction. Bases 469 to 4029 code for a protein of 1186 amino acids. Lineage: Eukaryota; Metazoa; Chordata; Actinopteri; Cypriniformes; Catostomidae. Gene Ontology annotation, molecular function: cell adhesion molecule binding. The transcript has 24 exons. Gene Ontology annotation, cellular component: plasma membrane; bicellular tight junction.
UUUAAGCCAUUUUAUAUUGUCGAAAGUUAUAUUUUAAAUAAAAUACAAAUGAUGGCUAAGAUUUAUAAUUUAUGAGAUUAAAUUGUCUCAAAUACAUGUAAAGGUAUGAACCAGAUCACCUCUUUGUUGGCCACGUGGUUUGAGAAUGCUCUGCUCGACUCACCUGCACUCAUGGACACGUCCAUACGUGAAAGAUUCGGGAAAUCUGGGAUUGCACUCUAAGUGGUCUUCAAACUCUACGGUUUAAAUGUUCAGCCAAUUUAUACGUCACAUUAAAUCCUGUGUGUUUCUUGUAGAGUUUAUGGAGCUUCAGCAUUGGGCAUAGUAAGUGACCAGUCCAUUCAAAUUGAAUUAUUCCGUGCAAGUUGCUCCAGUUAUCAAAGAUUUUCCGUGACCCACGAAGCUCAGUAUUUGUAUCUACAGCGCCUUUCUGCUCCAAGCUACCCAGCCAUCCUACAGAACCCAGUCAUGGAGGAGACGGUGUGGGAGCAAUACACUGUAACCCUACAGCGGGACUCCAAAAUGGGGUUUGGCAUCGCAGUGUCUGGGGGACGAGACAACUCAAAUGAAGAAAGUGGAGAAAUGUCAAUUGUCGUUUCCGAUGUGCUGAAAGGGGGUCCUGCAGAUGGCUUGUUGUUUGAAAAUGACAGGGUAAUCCAGGUGAAUACUGUGCCAAUGGAUGGCAUCCCACACUCCUUUGCAGUGCAGACUCUCCGCAAGUGUGGCAAAGUAGCCAAAAUUACAGUAAAGAGAGCCAGAAAGAUCCCUGUCAGCAUGCUUAAACGAGUCCCAUCUCCAGACGACCGUGUUUUCAGCGGUGACUACAAUGAUGACUAUGACCAGGAUCACCGCAGCGUUUACAGUGGGCGCAGCUACCCUGAUCGCGAUGCCAGUUUAGAUCGAGAGCGAGGCGGCUACGCAGACGACUACGAUCGCAAUCGUGGAAGGAGCAUGGAGCGAGGCAUGAGUCCUGACAGACAAUACAGACGAGAUGGCAGCCGUGGACGAGUGCUGGACCGUGAACGUAGCCCUGAUCAACGUUACCGAAGUGACCAAACACUGGAUCGCGACAACAGUCCAGACCGACGUUACCGAAGCGAUCGGACACUGGAACACAAUAACAGCCCAGAUCGGCGCUAUCGUAGUGAACACAAUCUGGGCAGAGAGCGGAGUCCAGACAGGCGAUAUCGAAGCGAUCGAACAUUGGACCGAUCUCACAGUCCAGAUACGGAGUACAGACCUGAACCAACUUGUAGAUACAGCAGAGAGAAUUUAGCCAGCGACCAUAACCGCAGAAAGUAUGAUGCUUGCCAGGACGAAUCAGUGAAGAGGAGUAACAGUCGGGACCGGUUGGACCGUUCACCCUCACCUCCCCCACCACAAUGCCAUGAACCUUUGGAAAAGCCCCUCAACGUUACUCUUCUGAAAAACCGACCCAAUGAUGAGUAUGGACUUCGUCUUGGAAGUCAGUUGUUCAUCAAAGGGAUGACGAGUACAGGCCUGGCAUGCAAAGAUGGCAAACUACAAGAAGGCGACAUCAUUCUAAAAAUUAACGGUAUGGUCACUGAGAAUCUAUCUCUGAGCUAUGCAGGAAAGUUGAUUGAGAAGUCUCGUGGAAAGCUGCAGCUGGUGGUACAGAGGGAUCGCAGUCAGGUGCUUAUCAGAAUCCCACCAAUGGCAGACAGUGACUCAGAAAUGGACGAUAUCUCAGAGAUUGAGUCUUACCACUCGUAUUCUCUUCAGGAUGAGCAACGCAGUCAUCAUUCAGAUCUCUCCUCACAUUCCUCUAAUGAGAGAUUACAGGACAAAAGCAGAGAUGAGCCUCCAAACAGACUAGCUAAAAUGGGAGCGAUGCCAACUCCAUUCCAUGCAGCUCCUGUGGAGCAGCCACCUCCACCCAUAGAGGAGGAGGAACCUCGCAGUGAGUCGCCAGUUUCAGUUGUAAAUGUUGCUCCAAAUGCAAGUGUUCCAGUCAAAGCCAAAUCUCUGUCAAAGGUCCCUCUGUGGCCCUGUCAAGAUGACCAGCAAAUAUAUGGCCCAAACACUGUGAUGGUGCGCUUUCAGAAGGGGGACAGCGUUGGUCUGCGUCUAGCUGGAGGAAAUGAUGUGGGCAUUUUUAUCGCAGGCAUUCAGGAGGACAGCCCUGCAGAGAUUGAGGGACUCCGCACUGGAGACCAGAUCGUGAAGGUGAAUAAUAUGGAUUUCAGAGGUAUGGUCAGAGAAGAUGCAGUUCUGUAUUUACUGGAGAUUCCCAAAGGAGAAGAUGUGACUAUUUUGGCUCAAAGCAAAACUGAUGUUUAUAAAGACAUCUUGGCAUCUGGGCGAGGAGAUAACUUCUUCAUCAGAACUCAUUUUGAAUAUGAGAAGGAGCUUCCUCAGAGCCUGACCUUCUUCAGAGGAGAGAUCUUUAAAGUGGUGGACACCCUGUAUGACGGGAAGCUGGGUAACUGGCUCGCCAUCCGCACAGACAGAGACAAUCAGCUGCUGGAGAAGGGUGUCAUACCCAGCAAGAGCAGGGCGGAGCAGAUGGCAAAUGUCCAGAAUGCACAAAAAGGUGCUGGCAAUGAUAGAGGAGACUUCUGGAGGCUAAGAGGUCAAAGGGCAGCCAAGAAAAAAGAUCUUCGUAAGAGCAGAGAGGAUCUCAAUGCCACGCCGGUCACUACACGCUUCCCUGCAUAUGAGAGAGUGGUGCUACGAGAAGCUGGGUUUAGACGACCCGUCGUAUUAUUUGGCCCAAUUUCAGACGCAGCCAAUGAAAAACUUGGCAACGAUUUUCCAGAUGAGUUCAUCAUUGCAAAGACUGAACCUAAUGACGCAGGCACAGAAAAGUCAUCUGGUGUGGUCAGACUGAACACUAUUCGCCAGAUCAUUGAACAGGAUAAACACGCUCUGCUCGAUGUCACACCCAAGGCUGUAGACACACUCAAUUACACCCAGUGGUAUCCGAUCGUCAUCUUCCUGAAUCCAGACAGCAAGCAGGGUGUGAAGACCAUGAGAAACCGCCUGGUUCCUGGAUCCAACCGCAGUUCACGCAAGCUUUACGAGCAAGCAGUUAAACUACGGAAAAGCUGCACACACUUGUUCACUGCUACCAUUGAUCUGAACUCUGCUCAUGAUGCCUGGUUUGGAAGUUUGAAAGACGCCAUACGAGAACAACAAGACAAAGCCGUCUGGGUCUGUGAAAGCAAACUUGAUGGUUCAGAGGAGGAUCUGGAUCUCCAUGACGACCGUAUGUCAUACCUGUCAGCCAUGAGCACAGACUACCUGAGCAUGGACAGCCGUCUGACCAGCGAUUAUGAUGACACUGCUGAUGAGGGCGGAGCUUACACUGAUAACGAGCUGGACGAGUCCACAGACGAGCCACAGCCAAUGUCAGCCAUCAGUCGAUCAUCUGAGCCUGUUAGUGAGGAGAGAGCUAUGCCGGUUCCUCAUGCUCGCGUGAAGAAAUCUAGAAGCAGAGAGGUGCUGCGGGGCCCGAGCCCACCUCCCUCAUUUGUUCCAGAACCCCCUAAGGUCAGAUCAACAUCACAUGCCGCAGACUCCAGAAGCUUUGACUCGCGAUCCAGCAGUACAGUGAGCAGUGACGUGCCCGUCAGUAAUAAACCUGCUCCACCGCCGGUAGCUCAGAAGCCCAGUUUCAACACGCGGUCAGGCCCUGCCGAUGACAUGACCUCUGAAGACCCCGCCAACCGCUCAUUCAUGGGAAAGGUGAAGGCUUUUGAGAAAAUGGACCACCUGGCCAGAGCCAAAAGGAUGCUGGAGCUGCAGGAGGCCGAACAAGCACGGCUGGAAAUAUCUCAGAAACAUCCAGACAUUUAUGCAGCUCCACACAAACCGAAGCAAAAUCAGAACAGACCACAACCAAUCGGCUCCAGCUCAAACUCUGAAUCGUUGAGCUCCUCCUCCAAACCACCCUACACUCACUACCAUGCUGAUGAUGAUGACGAGGAAGAAUACAGACGCAACUUAGCCGAUCAAACCCGCAGAGGCUACCACAAUCCUCAGAAAUACAACGACACUGAACUGUAGCGCCCAGUGUACCAGAAAACUUGUAAGCCAAACAGUGUGACAACAUAACAGAGCUGAAUAUCUUGAUCACAUUUGAUCUGUGUCAGAGUAUUUCUUGUGCAUGUCAUUAUUUAAAAAAAAAAGUAAAAGUGGUUAGUUAUGUAAUUUGGGGUGAUCAAGUGUCACUUGAAACCAUGGACAAAUCAGAUGCAAAACUGAACAGUAUUUUUGUUUGACACAUGCAUUACAUGCAGUAUAAACAUGCCAUGUCAAGAUGGUCUCUAUUUUUUUUUUUAUAUCUGCCGUGUUUUAAAUGAAAUGUAUAUUUCAUGUCUGUUUGUAGUUGUCCUGAGCAAUUUGUAUGUCUUUAGCUGGUUUUAUUUUCCCACAAUGUCAUGUAUCAGCCACUAGUGAAAGCUACUAGAUGGAGUUGAAGUUACACAUUCUUCACACUGCGAUUUGACAUAAACCAAAAGUGAAAGUGGUAUAAAUGUUAUUUUCUAAAACAUUUGCUGGAGUGCCUUAAUACCAUUGAUCAAACGUGUAAGUUACUUUAAGCUGCUGUUUAUAUUACUAAUAUACUAUGAUUUUGAUCCAGAAAACAGGCUUAUGUUAUAAAAUGUGCAACAUCUUUUAAAUUGUUCAGAAUUUGAUCCAUUCACAAUAUAAUUCACAUUAUAAUAGUACAGUGUGAAAUGUUGAUGCGUAUCUAUGAAAUCUACGAAAACUAUUCGUAUCUAUGAUCAAUACUUUGUGCUAACAAUUAAUACAACUCAGACUUGUGGGAAAUUAUGCUAUUUUUAAAUUUAGAAAAUAUAAA